AUCAAUGCCAGCUUUCAGUGCUCAUCAAUGUCACCUGCCAGUGCCCAUCAGAGCCUCCUAUCAGUGCCAGUCAGUGCCACCUAUCAAUGCUAGCCAGUGCCACCUAUCAAUGCCAGUCAGUGCCGCCUAUCAGUGCCAUAUAUGAGUGCUGCCUUUCAGUGCCCAUCAGUGAUGCCUGUCAAUGCCCAUCAGUGCCACCUAUUAGUGCCCAUCAGUGCAGCCUAUCAGUGCUCAUCCUUGCAGCAUCAUUAACGCACAUCAAUGAAGGAGAAAAAUCACUUAUUUACAAAAUUUGUAUA
Staurois parvus is the source of this 299-nucleotide messenger RNA. The record is from the annotation of a GenBank genome assembly. NCBI's taxonomy places the organism in Eukaryota, Metazoa, Chordata, Amphibia, Anura, Ranidae.